GUUUUACUACCCCCUCCUCCUUGGUUACACAGUAAUUUGGAGCAAAAUUCCUGGCAAGGACAGAUCAACAAGUGUCAGCUCCCAGUCGGAGAGAAAGGGCCUCUUCAGUUCUGUCUCAGGAGACUGGGAGAAGCAGCAGAAAGGACCCCACAAGGAAGGGAGAGGUACCCUGGGUCAGGUGCCUGUGGAGAGAGGGCUUCACAUGUGAAGUGAGGUCAGGAAAAAUAGAAUAGAACAAAGCCAGGGCCAGCCCAGAGACACCUAAGAAGAAUCAGACUCACAGCUCAGCCCAGCCCUGGCACAGAGAAGAGACAGGCCUGGCAGCACCCAGGGACCCCCUUUCCUCAGCCUCCACCUGCAGGACAGCAGGAGCACUGAUGCACUGAAGGUAUGUUCUGGAGUCUGGACGCAGCAGAACUGAAGGAAGUAAAGAUGGGUGUCUGGGAAGACGGCUCAAGCUGCAGUAAAGCCCAGGACUGAAUUGGCCGCCUGAGGCCAAGGGUGGCACUCCAGCCUCCCGGAGGCUGGCUAGAGCCACAGGAAAGGGCCAGAAGCCAGAGAAAGGGCAAAGGUGGACACCCUGCCUCCAUACCUCCUCUGGAGACUGACCUCCUCUUUCCUGUGCCUUAUUGUUUCUCCCUCUUCUCUUUGUUCGCCACUGGGCAGUGACCUCAGGGAUCCUGGCCUAAGCUGGUGACUGUGCAGGCAAUGCAUCCGAGAAGACCCUUCUCUGGAAGGCUGAACCCCAAUUCAGCCAUGGUGACUCCUUUGACAUCAAACUGGUAAGGGCUGUGAGCUGUAGGCACAGGAUACCCCUCCUUCCAGCUCUUCUGUUGUCAUCUGCCCAUGGAAAUCCCUGCAGACGCGAAAUCCUGCUUGGAUCAUCUAACUGGAGACUCUCUGUUCUUCACCUCCACGCGCCCUCUUGACCCCAGGAGGUUCAGGGGAGGAAGUACGCCAGUCUCCACUGGCACCCUCCUUGGCCUACAGAGUCACCCCUGAGCCCCUCAAUGUGUGCUGAGGUGGGCCCUGCUCUCUGCAGGGGUAUGGAGAGAAACAGCUUGGGGUGCUCUGAGGCCCCGAAGAAGUUGGGCCUGUCCUUCUCCAUCGAGGCGAUCCUAAAGAGGCCUGCCAGGAGAAAUGACAUGGACAGACCAGAAGGGCCAGGCGGAGAGGGCCCCGGAGAAGCUGUGGCCUCAGGCUCUGGGCUAGAAAAGCCUCCACAGGACCAGCCCCAGGGUGCUGACAUCAAGGCCACUGACCCAACUUGGACCCUCUCCCAUGCAGAAGGGAGGAAGAGCAAGCGGAGGGUUCGAACCACCUUCACCACCGAGCAGCUGCAUGAGUUGGAGAAGAUCUUCCACUUUACUCACUACCCAGACGUUCACAUCCGCAGCCAGCUGGCAGCCAGGAUCAACCUUCCAGAAGCUCGGGUGCAGAUCUGGUUCCAGAAUCAGCGAGCCAAGUGGCGGAAGCAGGAGAAGAUUGGCAGCCUGGGGGCUCCACAGCAGCUGAGUGAAGCCAGCGUGGCCCUGCCCACAAAUCUGGAUGUGGCUGGGCCCAUGUGGACAUCCACUGCUCUGCACAGGCUGGCUCCUCCCACAAGCUGUUGUCCAUCGGCUCAAGAUCAGCUGGCCUCUGCCUGGUUUCCUGCCUGGAUCACCCUCCUCCCAGGGCACCCAUGGGACACACAGCCUGUCCCAAGUCCUCCCAUCCAUCAAACUUGCAUCCCUGUGUUAUGCAUCCUUCCACCUCCACACCCUAAAUGGGGCAGCAUCUGUGCUACUUCAACAUAGAGAUUGGACAUCCUCUCCCAAAUGAGCCAUUUUCCUAUCUAGGUGAAGGCAGGUAGCAGAUGUGCCCUGGGCCUCUGGGGGAAUCGAUCUCACAAUCCAAAAAUGGUCCACAGCCCAGGAAGCUACCCUGAACAUGCCAGUUGGAAAGCUGCACCAGACUCGAAAGCAAAGUAAACAAUAAAGGACAGCUCUCGUCUCUCCUGGCUAAAGCUGCUCUCCUGGUUCAGAAGACAGGCUGGAUGAGAUCUUAGGCUGAGCUCCGAAAUAGGGAGAUAAUCCUCCAGCACCUGUGCUUCCUCUAACUUGCUGUGUGACCUCCAGCCGGUCACUCACCCUUUCUGGACCUCAUCUGUAAGAGGAGCCAGCUGGAUGAGAUGAUUUCUGAAGACCCUUCCAUGGUGGGCACCGAGGCACGGAGGAGGCCAAGGAGAGGUUGUUUGUUCAUGCAUGCGUUCAUCCAUGACACAGGAGUACCUACCGAGGACUCCAUAAACAGAACAGGAUGUAGAGAUAAACAAUUCGGGUUCUGUCCACGGUUGUCAAAGGGUGGUUCUGGCCCACUUCUGAAAGCAGAAUACUUGCUCAACAACCUUGUUGUUGUCCCAAAUCUAACACAUUCUUUAUGACUGUGAGCAUCUCAGAGUGAGAGAAAAAUGCAGAAAGUUUUUAAAAUUCUGAACAGGAUUUAGUGUCUUUCGUUAUCUCGUUGGAUGGGGAAGGGAUGUUGUCAUUUCUGGCACAGAUGAAAAGUAGAACGGUAAGCUCUUUUCAUUCAGUUUAUCUUUCUAGGAUAUAUGAAAAGGGACCAGCUGGAAGACCAGCCUCACUCUGUCCUCGAAAGUCUAAGCUUUCAUUCAACUCCCUAUUUCCAUGCAAAGACGCUGGGCAAACCACAUGUUCUGUCUGAGCCUCAGUUUUCCUAUCUGUAAAAUGAAGGUAGCCUGGCCUGCCUCAAAGAGCAUUCAGGAGGCUCCGAGAGGACAUGAGUGUACUUUGCAAAGUGAGGGCAAGACCCAGUGUGGAGUGACAUCGUUAUUCCAAGAUUCCACUGCAAAAGUGGCUGCUUUGGAUCCCAGCCCAGGAUGAGUAGUUCUUGCUCUCAGGGAGGUCAUCCGCUGAGUGUCCCUUCUGCACAGGUGUCUCUGAUUCUUGUCCUUGCAGGUGAAAGACAGGGCCCUGCUCCCCUAAGCUGGCAAGCCUGGAAUGACCUCUUGGACAAGCCUAAAGUAAAUUCCAGGAAUCUUCCCCAAAUCCCAGAUCCUCUGCAAUCUACCUGCACCCCUGACCCACCCAGGAGUUGGACCGGGAGUUGGGAAGCCUAGGUCUUAGUCCUACACUCCUUCUAAUUUGCUGUGUAACCUUACCAUUAAUCUCUCUGGACCUCAGUUUUCUCAUCUGUUUUGGAGCUAGCAAGGCUAGCUCUGCCUUCAGGCAUGCAAUAUGCCAGAACUACAGACAACAGCCCACAGGAUGCAAAAGUGCUUUGCCAUCUUAAAAGUGCCAGAUCACCCAGAGCCUAUGAAUGUGGAUAUCAACACCAGGUCUCUAGCACCCUUGGAUGAAAGGAGGCGGCUAGAGGCUGAGGGAGGAAAGAUCAGUUAACAAACAAAGGCAGUAGCUCAUCACUUGGGUAGCAGGUACCCAUUUUACAACCCUAAACCUAAAUGUGCAAAAUAAAAUUUCUAUCAUUUUGCUAUAA
This is a messenger RNA of Cercocebus atys (sooty mangabey), 3495 nucleotides long. It is a transcript of the gene ISX, whose product is annotated as intestine-specific homeobox. Gene Ontology annotation, biological process: regulation of transcription by RNA polymerase II. Bases 1011 to 1796 code for a protein of 261 amino acids. The transcript has 4 exons. The record is from RefSeq and is a predicted model, not a curated record. Gene Ontology annotation, molecular function: DNA-binding transcription factor activity, RNA polymerase II-specific; RNA polymerase II transcription regulatory region sequence-specific DNA binding. Lineage: Eukaryota; Metazoa; Chordata; Mammalia; Primates; Cercopithecidae.